This is a messenger RNA of Cervus elaphus (red deer), 4891 nucleotides long. RefSeq names its product tigger transposable element derived 7 (gene TIGD7). The transcript has 2 exons. Gene Ontology annotation, molecular function: DNA binding. The record is from RefSeq and is a predicted model, not a curated record. Gene Ontology annotation, cellular component: nucleus. NCBI's taxonomy places the organism in Eukaryota, Metazoa, Chordata, Mammalia, Artiodactyla, Cervidae.
UCCAGGCCCCGCUGGGCUACCUCUUUCGGCUCAGAAUUCAGCCCUGGCAACAAGGAAGGGUUAUCGACCACCGAGUCUCCAAGUCCGUCCAUCCUAGAGUGCCCAGCGCGCGACUCGACGCCCGGGUUUCGCUAUCUCUCGUCCCAGCUCUGUGAGGCCCGAGCGUCCAGGUCGUCCCUCUGUCGCGUUCGGGCUGCCGGCGGAGCUUAGUGACCCGAAUCCGUCCUUGAGGUUCGCCGUCCCCUUCCGCGCGUGGGCCCCCCGACCUUCCUGCGGCUUAGCGGGCGGUGUCCGAGCUGCGGUCCCGGGGCUCGUCGCAUCUCCGUCAGUACAAGCCCGUUUUGUCCCGGUCAGGAUCAACGGCCCCUGGGGGGUGUGUACCCGUUUCUGGGCGUGCGUGCUCACACAAUUGUGUUUUUCCUUGUGAGCACCUGGAAUGGAUAAAAGUGGCAGUUUUGUUACUUCCCAUGAGGUUGUGUAUCUGGAAGGAGAACCAUGAAAUUAACCUAGAGUAGGACGUUUCUAAAGACAUGGAAUGAAUGGCUUUGGGCAACAACAGAAUUUAAAAGGAAUAUUUGAGGGUGCAGAGCUAUAGGAGAGUUUGCCAACAGAAGGAUUUAUGGGAAACAGAGAUAAGAAUCAUCAAUAGAGAAACCGUUUAAAUUUCUUCAAGCAGUGGAAAAACUGAGUCUUGGGUCAAAUUAAGUAAAAUCUAUGCUGAAGAGAAAUCAAAUAAAAUCUCAAAUGGAGAAAAUAUGUUACUGAACAUUCAAUGUAAAUUUAGGAAAACAAUCUCAAGGACAAAUCUUUUAAAUCAUUUUUUACUAUUGUAAAAUUUUUAUAAAACUUUUGGGCUCAUCUCUAAGAACUGCCAUGAUGCUGAAACUUGAUAAUAUCCCAAAUAUGGAAGAAUUUUAGUUAUAAAUAACACUUGAAAAUACACAAAAUGUACACAAGGAAGAAUAUCUGAGAGUGGAAAAGUGCCAAUAACAUACAUUACUUAUAAACUUAACAGAUUACCUCGGUAAACAUAAACACUCAAGUUAAAGCUUAGUCUUUGGGAAUGCUGUAUUGAAUGCAGUAGAAGUUGGAUUUCAUUUAUAUGGACAACAACCUACUAACUUUCUUAUUCGCCUAAAGAUACUAUACUGCUGUUCCUGAAUUCCAACUCUCCAGACAUCUCACUGUCAGGGUGGCUUAAAGUCUUUAUCCAGGUGGACGAACUGCUGCCCAGUGAACACUACAGGCAAAGCAAUAUGAUUACUGCUUUCCUUUCUGGCAGUGAGGAAAAUCAGCUUGUUUCAGGAGAGGAGAAGCCACACUGCAUCUGUUACACAAUAUCAUUCUGUCUUUGCCUUUGAGGCUUUCAUACUCCCUUCUGAAGCACUACUUUUUAUUGAGAUUUAUCUUACCUGAGUCUGUUCUUGUGAGCACAUCUCUCCUUUUCUCUUCCUUUUGUGUGUUUUCCUAUAUUCAGUUAGGGAGAGUAUGCAGGUACUCUGACUGGUGCUACUGUAAGGAGAGAGGAAGAGAAGAAGCAGCAUUCAGAAGCAGGGUUCUGAAGAGUGAUCGAUCAUCCAUGUCUUGCGGUAGCAACAGCUAGACAGGACUUUGGCGGUGAUAACUCUCUGAGUUCAGACCUUUACCUCUAGACCAGCACUACAUGAGCCUUUAUCCCUUUUAGGGAUAUGUGUACCCUUCAGUAUAAAUGCCUGUGCCUUCUGGGAGUUUGUGCUAGUUUUUGGAGGGGAUGGGUUUUUUUUUUUUUUUUUUUCAUUUUUAAUUUUUCUUCUAAUUAAGUAGGGCUUCUUUUUACCCCUGUUGAUUGUUUGAAACCAAAUUCAGUAUGAAUAAGAGAGGAAAAUAUACAACACUGAAUUUGGAGGAGAAAAUGAAGGUUCUAAGUAGUAUUGAAGCUGGAAGAUCUCUUAAAAGUGUAACGGCUGAAUUUGGAAUCAGUAAGUCAACACUUUAUGACAUUAAAAAGAAUAAGAAAUUGAUUUUGGACUUUGUACUGAAGCAGGACAUGCCAUUAGUAGGGGCUGAGAAGAGAAAGAGGAAAACAGAAGCCAAAUAUGGUGACGUGGACGACGCUGUCUACAUGUGGUACCAACAGAAAUGCUCCGCUGGUGUCCCUGUGAGAGGUGUGGAGCUUCAGGCUGCUGCCGAGAAAUUCGCACAGUGUUUUGGGCGAACAGACUUCAAAGCUAGCACUGGUUGGCUUUUUAGAUUUCGAAAUAGGCAUGCAAUUGGGAACCGAAAAGUAUGUGCGGAACAAGUCCUAAGUUCAGCUUCAGAAAAUGUUGAGUCAUUUCGACAAAAACUGUCCAUGCUUAUCAAAGAAGAGAAGUUGUGUCUUGCUCAGCUGUACAGUGGAGAUGAGACUGACCUCUUUUGGAAGUCAAUGACAGAAAAUACUCAGGCAAGCAGAAAAGCUAUUUGUCUGCCAGGGAGGAAAAUAAACAAAGAACGAUUGUCUGCUCUUUUAUGUGCAAACGCAGAUGGUACUCAUAAGUUGAAGUCAAUCAUUAUUGGAAAAUCAAAGCUGCCCAAAAGUGUAAAAGAGGACACGUGUACAUUACCUGUGAUAUACAAACUUAGUAAAGAUGUUUGGUUCACCAGAGAAUUGUUUUCAGAAUGGUUUUUUCAAAACUUUGUUCCUGAGGUCAAACACUUCCAACUUAAUGUUCUAAGAUUCCAUGAGGAGGAUGUCAGGGCCUUGUUACUUCUGAACAGUUCUCCAGUUCACCCUUCUACUGAAUUACUAACCAGUGAGGAUGGUCGAAUAAAAUGCAUGUUCUUUCCCCAUAACACUUCAACCUUGAUUCAACCAAUGAAUCAAGGUGUGAUCUUGAGCUGCAAAUGACUUUACAGGUGGAAGCAACUUGAGGAAAGUCUUGUAAUUUUUGAAGAAAGUGAUGAUGAACAAGAAAAAGGAGAAAAAGUAGCUUCCAAGAUUAAAAUCUACAACCUAAAAAGAGCAGUUUUUAACUGGGCAAAGAGUUGGGAUGAAGUAAAGCAAAUAACAAUAGCAAAUGCAUGGGGAAAUCUUCUUUACAAAAAGGAACAUGAAUAUGAUCUUCAAGGCUUAGAAGAUGGGGAUUAUAGAGAAAUUCUUGAGAAAUGUAGGGAGUUGGAAACCAAGCUGGAUGACAAUAGGGUAUGGUUCAAUGGGGGUGAAGAAGAAAAGGGUAGCCCCCCAAAAAUAAAAGGUGGAAUUACAAAGAAAGUUGUUCAAAAAGGAGCUAAAGAGGAGGCUGGUGAAUUUAAGUUAUCUGCUGUAGGAAAGAGUUUGGACUACCUACUGGACUUUGUCGAUGUCACACCUGAGUUUCAAAGGUUCCAUUUUACACUGAAAGAGAUGCAACAAGAAAUAAUCAAGAAACAGUUCCAGAAUAGAAUCCAUUCUAGAAUUGGUAGCUUUUUGAAACCGAGGUCUCAUAAUAUUAAGUAUUCCUUCAGUAUGCCUUCAACUUCUGGUUGUAAUAAUUAGAUGUUGUGUUUAAAGAUUUCUGCAGUUUUGUGAUGAUACAUGAACUAGACCUGUUGUGGAUUGUCAUUGUUUUUAUAAACUGACCUCACUGCAUAGCAAUGCCCAUUUAUAUUGUUUUUAAAUUUUUAAUGGAAUAAAUUUGGGGUUUUUUUUUUUAUGUUUUAAUAUGUUCUUCCAAUUUUUUUUUUCUAUUUAAGGCAAAGGCUUUAAUAAGGAAUUACUGUCCCAGAUUAUGGGUGGAAUGGAAAGCAUUAAAAUCUAAAUAUAUUCACAGCAUAUAACAAAGCAACUAAAAAAAGAAAAGCAGCUAUAUUUAUGCUGACUAGUUAUUUAAGAAGAUAAGGACAGACUUCAAUUUAAUGGUAUGACACACUCUGCUCUUAUAAAUGGGUUACCACCUACUUAGUAUUUGUUUUUCUCUUAUUGUGGAAGUAACAUGCCAAUUAUAAAAGAUAACAUAAAAAAGAUAAAAGCACUCAAAUUUUAUUGACUAAUGAUGGACUCUUCAACACUUUGGUAUAUUGCAUGUAUCUUUAAAAUAGGUAAGUUACUGGAGAAGGAAAUGGCAACCCACUCCAGUAUUCUUGCCUGGUAAAUCCCAUGGAUGGAGGAGCCUGGUAGGCUACAGUUCAUGGGGGUCACAGAGUCGGAUAUGACUGAGCGACUUCACUGACAUAAUAGACAGGAGGAGGAGGUACUGGUCAAUUUGUACUUUAUUCUUUUUUUAUUUUUUAAGAGUUCAGCUCUUUAGCGAACGUGUUACAAAAGAGGCUCAGUCAAAAGCCCAAAGCCCAUGUCAUGAUCAGACUCCUCAGGCCCCUCUUUCUCAGCUGUCUUCUCAGCUGGUGGGGGCAGCAGGAACUCCUGCAGCUGAGCCCCAGGCACUGGGCAAGCCCACCAGCCCCUGCCCUGCACAUGAGGUUCACAGUGUCGACACUGGCCAGAGCCUUGGCAAACCGUGCUGGCCAGAAAGGGUCAAUGUUUACGCCAGCCACUUAAUGAGGGCCUGGCUCCUCCGUGACCGUCACCCCGUUGUGCAGGGUGAGUUAGAUGCAGGCGAGCUUCCAGAUGGAGGCCGUGAUACAAGCAAACAUGAAGCAGGCACUGCUGGGCAAGCUGCUGCACACGGGGUGAAGUGAGGGACCUCACUGCAGCGCGAUCCGAGCUUCCUCCGAGGGACUGAGCACCUUAGUGGCAGCUGAGAAAGGGAGCCAGGUAAAUUUCUCAAAGACUGGGUCCAUGGACUCCCCAGGCUCAGAUGAUAUUCAAAAUAUCUACCAACUAGGCCUGACUCAGGCACUGAAGAGUGGAAGUACUAGACUGGGGCUUGGCGAUGCUACUGGUGGUCCAUGAUGCUCCUGCCUCUCCUGUGGCACCAGAGAGGAGAACCCAGGAGGC